This is a messenger RNA of Rhodamnia argentea, 867 nucleotides long. Its product is annotated as two-component response regulator 24-like. The transcript is spliced from 3 exons. The record is from RefSeq and is a predicted model, not a curated record. Gene Ontology annotation, biological process: phosphorelay signal transduction system. The coding region runs from base 147 to 587 and encodes 146 amino acids. Lineage: Eukaryota; Viridiplantae; Streptophyta; Magnoliopsida; Myrtales; Myrtaceae.
CCAACUUUGCUAUAUCCUCGUUUCCACUACAAAUACGCGAGAAUGCAGUGGAUUUUGAAGUGGCAUUGAUCAGAGCUUUCUCUCCAUUCUGAUUUUACCUUCGGACAACCAUCCUGCUUAAUUAGGUGCUCCAGCAGCUCGAGACAAUGGCGAGCCCCAGCACUAGGAGCUAUCAUGGAUGUGACAAGGACAGUGAUGGAUCGAAGAGAGGAAAGCUAUCCGUGUUGAUUGUGGAUGAGAACGUGCUCGUGUGUAGAGUGCAUGAGAUGCUUGUUAGCAAGCUCAAAGUAGCAAAAGAACUCCUGACUGAAACGGCCACAGAUGGAAAGGAGGCCUUGGAUCUUCACCUUUCUGGUUCAUCUUUUGAUGUUAUUCUCAUGGAGAUGGAUUUGCCCAUCAUGGAUGGCCCGGAAGUAACGAAGAAGCUGAGAGCAAUGGGGGUGAAGAGCAUUAUCGUGGGAGUGACUUCACGGGACUCCAAAGUUGACAGGGAAGCCUUUAUGGCAGCGGGUCUGGAUGUGUGGCUUGAGAAGCCAUUGACUGCUCAUAAACUCAAGUCUGUUGUUGAAGCCCUAGAGAAGAAGUAACAGAGAUCUGAUAUGGUCUGCAUAUAACUAAAGGACGAGUAAUGAGUGAACCUGCAAUAUAGAAUAAUAGGGAUCACAUAGUUUAUUUGAGUUAUAGAUGUACGACUGAGCAUGGUAAUGCGAGUUUUGUAAUCAUGCAAGUCAUUUGCUGAUGAUAUCUAUUUCUUAAUAAUCAAAAGGAAGUUACGAAAUUUAUAAGCGUUUAUGCUCUCUUACACAAUGGAGAUCAUUAGCUUGGCUUGUGAUCAACCGAGGAUUUAGUGUUUGCUGUCAACAUAUU